GCGGCGGCGGCGGCGGCGGCGCCAGGAGCUGCUGCAGCAGAGGCUGAGGCUGCUCCUGGACGCGUCCGGGCCGCUCAGCCGGAGCCCCAGCCCGGAGACGCCGGGCGGUGCGCUGGGUGCUGCGGCUGCUGCCCGCCGGCCGCCGCCCGGGCCCCCGCUGCCACCCGGGCCCCGGCCGCCGCUCGCGCCCGGGUCGACCCCGCCCGCGUGUGUGCCCCAGCCGGGACGCCGCCCCCGGCCGAGUCUCCACUUCUCGGCCGCACCUCCCAUGACAGCGCCCGCUCGAAGAUGGCUGCGAAGGGCGCGCACGGCUCCCACCUGAAGAUGGAGAGCGAGCUGGAGCGCUGCCGCGCCGAGGGCCACUGGGACCGCAUGCCAGAGCUGGUCCGGCAUAUGCAGACGCUAGUCGUGCCCGGCGGCGCGGGCGGCCGGCGAGCCAGCCCGAACGCCGUGCUCACCUCUGUGGACACCGAUGGCUUUGGGCAAUUGCUCCUGGCCGAGGCCCUCCUGGAGCAGUGUUUGAAGGAGAACCACGCCAAGGUAAAAGACUCUAUCCCUCUGCUGGAGAAGAGUGAGCCAAAGAUGAAUGAAGCCAGAAACUAUCUGAGCAGUAUCCUUAAUCACGGGAGGCUGCCGCCGCAGUACAUGUGUGAGGCCAUGCUGAUCCUGGGCAAGCUGCAUUACGUGGAGGGCUCGUACCGAGAUGCCAUCAGCAUGUACGCGCGGGCCGGGAUUGAUGACAUGUCCAUGGAGAAUAAGCCCCUGUAUCAGAUGCGGCUGCUGGCAGAGGCCUUUGUCAUCAAAGGCCUCUCCCUGGAACGCCUACCCAACUCCAUCGCCUCCCGCCACCGUCUGACCGAGAGGGAGGAGGAAGUGAUCACCUGUUUCGAGAGGGCCUGCUGGAUCGCUCAGGUGUUCCUGCAGGAAUUGGAGAAGAUCACAAGUAACACCACAUCCCGGCACCUGAAAGUAUCUCACCCGGUCGACUACGAGCUCACCUACUUCCUGGAAGCUGCACUCCAGAGCGCUUACGUGACAAACCUGAAGAAGGGGAACAUCGUGAAAGGCAUGAGAGAACUCCGGGAGGUCCUACGCACUGUGGAGACCAAAGCAACUCAGAACUUCAAAGUGAUGGCAGCCAAGCACCUGGCAGGGGUCCUGCUGCACUCCCUGAGCGAGGAAUGCUACUGGAGCCCCCUGUCCCACCCGCUACCCGAGUUCAUGAGCAAGGAGGAGAAUUCCUUCAUCACGCAGGCCCUGCGGAAACCUCAACUCUACGAAGGAGACAACCUCUACUGCCCGAAGGAUAACAUUGAGGAAGCCCUGCUGCUGCUACUCAUCAGCGAAUCCAUGGCUACUCGGGAUGUGGUGCUGAGCCGGGCACCGGAGCAGCAGGAGGACCGGGCAGUGAGCCUGAGGAACGCUGCGGCCAUCUACGACCUCCUGAGCAUCACGCUGGGCAGGAGGGGCCAGUACGUCAUGCUCUCCGAGUGCCUGGAGCGAGCCAUGAAGUUUGCAUUUGGAGAAUUUCACCUUUGGUACCAAGUGGCCCUCUCCAUGGUGGCUUGUGGGAAGUCAUCCUAUGCCGUGUCGCUGCUGCGGGAGUGCGUGAAGCUGCGGCCCUCGGACCCCACGGUGCCCCUGAUGGCCGCCAAGCUCUGCAUAGGGUCCCUGCACUGGCUGAAGGAGGCGCAGUGCUUCGCCAUGAUGGUGAUCCAGCUCGGCGAGGAAGCCGGGGAGUUCCUCUCCAAGGGCUACCUGGCACUGGGUCUCACCUACAGCCUGCAGGCCACCGACGCGACUCUGAAAUCCAAGCAAGAUGAAUUGCACCGGAAAGCACUGCAGACGCUGGAGAGAGCCCAGCAGCUGGCGCCCGGUGACCCCCAGGUCAUCCUCUAUGUCUCCCUGCAGCUGGCCCUCGUCCGCCAGAUCUCCAGCGCCAUGGAGCAGCUGCAGGAGGCCCUGAAAGUGUGCAAGGAUGACGCCAAUGCCCUCCACCUGCUGGCGCUCCUUUUCUCCGCCCAGAAACACUAUCAGCAUGCCCUGGACGUCAUCAACAUGGCCAUCACGGAGUAUCCCGAGAACUUCAACCUGAUGUUCACCAAGGUGAAGCUGGAGCAGAUACUGAAAGGCCCAGAGGAAGCCCUUGUGACCUGCAGACAGAUGCUGCGGCUGUGGCAGACCCUGUACAGCUUCUCCCAGCUGGGAGGCCUGGAAAAGGAUGGCAGCCUCGGCGAGGGCCUCACACUGAAGAAGCAGAGUGGCAUGCACUUGACUCUGCCCGAUGCCCACGAUGCAGACUCCGGUUCUCGGCGGGCAUCUUCCAUCGCGGCCUCCCGGUUGGAGGAGGCCAUGUCGGAGCUGACCGUGCCCAGCUCGGUUCUGAAGCAGGGCCCCAUGCAGCUAUGGACCACGCUGGAACAGAUCUGGCUCCAGGCUGCCGAGCUGUUCAUGGAGCAGCGGCACCUCAAGGAAGCAGGCUUCUGCAUCCAGGAGGCAGCGGGCCUCUUCCCCACGUCACACUCGGUGCUCUACAUGCGGGGCCGGCUGGCCGAGAUGAAGGGCAGCUUGGAGGAGGCCAAGCAGCUGUACAAGGAGGCGCUCACAGUGAACCCCGACGGCGUGCGCAUCAUGCAUAGCCUGGGUGUGAUGCUGAGUCAGCUGGGCCAUAGGAGCCUGGCCCAGAAGGUGCUACGGGACGCCGUGGAGAGGCAGAGCACCUGCCACGAGGCAUGGCAGGGCCUGGGCGAGGUGCUGCAGGCCCAGGGCCAGAGCGAGGCCGCCGUCGACUGCUUUCUCACCGCCCUCGAACUGGAGGCCAGCAGCCCAGUGCUGCCCUUCUCCAUCAUCCCCAGAGAGCUCUGACACGGCCUCGAAGCUUCUGGGAGGGAGGGAGCUGCCCAGCGGGCAGGCGGGCAGCAGGGAGCGUGGGUCAGGGGAGGUACGGGGCCUCAGGGAAAUCCAUCUCUAGGGAACAUGUCUGCAGGCUGCAGCCCUAGUUCUCCUCGCCUCCCCCCACCCCCCCACCCCUGCUUUCCCUCCAGGGCCAGCUGGGACUGAGAGCUGCUCAUCUGGAGCAGGGUGGACCAGAUCUGCAUCAAAAACAAAUCCCUUGUUCCUUGGAUUCAGACUUCAUGGAGUUUAUGAGCAAGGAAGUAGCUGGGAGGCCACAUCAACACGGGGGACGCUCUCCAGCGUAUCUGUGCAUCAUCUAAAUGUGCAGUAAGGGUCUGUGAGGCUUGGGUACCUCCCCCCACCUGUCUAAAAGCCCCUGUACUGUACCUGCCACCCUCCUUCAAUAUCUCUGACCCUGGAUUUCCCGGCUUUGCACAAGCUUUAGUCUCGAACCUCAGCUGUCUGCUCCCCACGCCAAAGAUGAACCCCAUGAGCUGCCCUUUGGCUGGGCCGAGAGGGUUCUCCUGGGUUCCUUCCUUGGCCCCUCGGGAGGCAGUCUGCUUGAACCCUAAGUGACUUAGAGUCAUGGUGACUGGACUUGUUCCCCAAGAGCGCUAGUGGGGGAGCCUCAUAGCUGUACUUCACCACCUGCCCUCACCAGGCCUCUGUGCCUGGGGGAGCCCCAUGGCCCUGGCCUCACACCCCACUCUCAGGUCGUGCCCAGGGCAGUCAUGGCUUGAAGAAUCUGCUGGCAAGCGGGAAGAGGAUGGACCUCUGGGUCCUCUCCCAGGUUUAAGUUAGUGGACAGUGCCUGGCCUUGCCCCUCUUUGCUUGGGCCCACCUAUACUCUUCCCCUCUGUUGCCAAGUGCCUUUGGGGCCUCUGGUGUCUGGCCAGGGGCACUGAGUUCUGGCCCUAACUAAACUUCCAUUUCUGCCCACCUCCACCUCUCUAGAAACAGGCUUCAGCCACCUCCUCAGGCCCUGGGCUGUAGCCCCUAGGAUACAAACAUGGCUGCUGGACCCAGCCCUUCCUUGCAUCAACACCUCAUUGCUUCACGCCUUACCUUUCUGGGCAAUGGGUACAGUAUAGAUCCCUGUAGGGGUUAUAAUGUGGAGAUUGGCAAUCUCUAGGACUGCCCUUAACACCGCUCACCAUCCACAGCCCAUUUUCACCUCAGGCCCUCUUGGGUGACCCAAGUCCCGCCCUGGCCAUUUGGUUCCCCCUGCCUGGGGCCAAACAGGGACUGUAAUUAGAGACCCAAGGAAGGGCCGGAGCCUAGCCCCUCCCUGGUUGUGCAGGCCUCUGUGUAUGUGACACCCGUCUCUACCGGGGUCCCGGGGGUGCUGGUGGGUGGGUGUCUUCCCUGCUGGCUCCCCUAGCCCUGCUGCGUGAUGCUCUUGGAACUAUCCCCAGGAAGGCAGCCCCCACGGGCCUAUCAGGGAAGUCCUUUCUUAUCUGCACUUUGGGUUUCAGUUUUAAAGCCCCGUGUGGUACAUCUCUCACUUGAAGGUGUGUGGAAAGGUCGGGUGAGGGCUGCCCUGGUUUGUCAGAGCCUGGUCUGUUCCUCGGAGGCGAGGCGAGAGGCUGUUGGAGACCCACCCUCCUCCCAGCCCUGGCUCAGCACUACACACCCCCAGGUGCUACCAGGGAGAGCCUGUGCCUCUAGCCUUCCCAUGCCAGGCCAAGGGACACUGUAAGGACACCAGAUCCUUCAUCCCGCCUGGUUGAAGGAUCUCUAUAUGUGUAUGUAUGUGUAUAAAUAUAUAUAUAUAUGAUAGAGAUCUAUUUUUAUUCUGGAAUUCUGUUAGAAAAAAAAAAAGAAAAAGCAAAUGCUGUUGGUUUACAUUGGGAUGCCCAAAGAUGUUGGUAGUGAGUCCUUGGUAAGGAACGGCAAAGGCAACAAAUGCAUUUUGACUUGAAGCAUUCCUUAUAGGAAGCCUCAGCGGGGCCGGGCAAGUUGCUUGACAAUUCAAAACAAAGGUCUUGAAUAAAGAGGCCCAUGAAGGGAAAGCAG
Molecule: messenger RNA, 4911 nt
Organism: Eubalaena glacialis (North Atlantic right whale)
Lineage: Eukaryota; Metazoa; Chordata; Mammalia; Artiodactyla; Balaenidae
Gene: TTC7A
Product: tetratricopeptide repeat domain 7A
Exons: 20
Coding region: 289-2865 (858 amino acids)
Biological process (GO): phosphatidylinositol phosphate biosynthetic process; protein localization to plasma membrane
Cellular component (GO): plasma membrane
Molecular function (GO): protein binding
Source: RefSeq, a predicted model, not a curated record